AAUUACAUGGUAAAAUACUUAAAAAAAACAAAAUUUGAAUGCAAAUUGGUAAAAUCACUAAAUUAGAUCAAGAAGACAAGAACCCUAAGCCCUCUGCUGCUCUGCAGUUCUUCUUCGACUCGUCUCCUCCCUCAACCUCAACUCCAGUUUACACUGCAGUUCUCCUUCUCCAAUUCUUUCUUCGAUUCCAAACAAAUUGCAAAGAAGAAACCCGAAACAACGAUUCCUUAUCUCUUCCGUCCAGAUUCGGAAUCACACUUCUUCUGUUCUUCAUCAGAUCUUCAUCUUGUCACCAUCGCCAAGGUCGUUCUCCCUCUCGAUCGGUCGAUCCUCAUACUUCUUUUGUUCAACAUAAGAUUUUCAUCUUCUCACCGAGGUCGUUCUCUCUUUGGAUCCUCUUCGACUUGAAAAUUUUUCUUCUCCGGUUCUCUUCAGAUUUUCCUCUUUCUCCCGAAGUCGUUCUCUCUCUGGAUCCUCUUCGACGGUUCGACCUGAAAUAUUUCUUCUCCGGUUCCCUUCAGCUUCAGGUACAGAACAGUGAAUCACUUUAAGCUUGCUACCUUGCUCUGCAUUUCGUUGCUUUAGUUUAGUAAAUUUCUUAUCUUUUU
Molecule: messenger RNA, 608 nt
Organism: Rubroshorea leprosula
Lineage: Eukaryota; Viridiplantae; Streptophyta; Magnoliopsida; Malvales; Dipterocarpaceae
Source: the annotation of a GenBank genome assembly